UCGCAGGUUUUUAACUUUGAGAAGGAUGAGGCGAAUUUGGAUCAAAUUUUUUCAGAUCGAUCUAGGAAAAUCUGUGAUAUAUACUAUUGGUUAAAGAAGAGGCGACGCGCGCCUUGUCAAGUCGAUCACUGGGCGAGGUAUUGGUGAGGACAAGACCGUGAACGCAUGCUGCAUAGGAAGACGAGCGACACAGAAACAUAUAAACGUUAUAGACAAAAUGGAGUAGUGUCUGUUUUAACAUUGGGGAUUGUUUAAUAAAGUUAUUAGAGAAGCAGAAUUAUGGAUGAACAUCUGAGCAAUCUUUCCCGACUGGUGAAAAAUUUGAUGAAUUCUAAAAGUCCCAAUGUGACGGACGCUUUAUCACAGGAACUGGAAAUAUACCUUCGAAUAUACAACCAAUCGGAGGAGGAUUUUUUAAACAAAAUCUCUGGUAUUAUCUCUAACUCCGUGCAGCCUCAAGACACCCUUGAGUCUUACAAAGAAUUCCAAAUUCAUCGUUUCCUUCAACGGUACAUUCCUCCAUUCUUGAUGCUGAUUGGUCUCGUGGGUAAUGUGAUGUCUUUUUUUAUAUUACGUCACAAGUCAAUGGCGCGACAUUCAACCAAUGUUUUUCUUGCUGCGUUAUCAAUCGCCGAUCUCAUCGUAUUGUUCGUUGGACUACUUGGUUUGUGGAUUAGCGAAGUUGCAGAUGUAGAUUUUCAAAACACGUCAGAUUUCAUGUGCAAAUUCUUGAGUUUAUUAACGUACAGUUCUAGUCAAUUUUCUGCUUGGCUGAUUUUAGCCGUGACUGUUGAGCGAUAUAUAGUCGUGUGCCAUGCUUUACAUGCAUCUCGUUGGUGUAGUAGGGAACGAGCCAGAAAAACAGUAAUACUAUUGGCAGUCAUUUUUAUCCUCAUCAAUUCUCAUCUUAUAUGGACUAUUGGAAUACGGUCAGAUCGAGGAAAAACGGAAUGCGAAGGCCUUGGUGAAUAUGAAUUUCUCGUCAGAAAAGUCUUUCCAUGGAUCGAUGCGGCACUGUACUCUACGAUUCCUGUGAUCGCCAUUUCACUCUUUAAUAUUCUUAUCAUAAGACAAGUGCUUCGCGCCACCCACAGUCGCAAAUCCUUACAGCAUGUUCCAUUGAACAACAUGGAGCUAAAGAGACGGUCGAAAAACAAGAGCUCGAAAUUAACAAUCAUGUUGCUAACAAUAUCGUUUGCGUUUUGUGUAACGACUCUCCCAAUGAAUGUAGUAAUGAUAGCAAGUUAUCAAAUCAGCGAUAGCCCAAAAGAAAUGGCCAAACUGUGGCUGGUACGCACCACAGCAGAACUGUUAAUGUACCUUAAUCAUUCUAUGAAUUUUUUUCUGUAUUGUGCUACAGGACAAAAAUUCCGUUCCAUUGUUCUUCGAAUCGUGUGCAGAGUUUCCAAUUUUUCGGAUCAUAGCCAACAUAUAUAUUGCUCCGGGGGGUAUAAUGGCAACGUUUCCGGGGGGUGUAUACACAGGAAAGAACCGGAAUCGGUCAACAAUGAUGUUACCACGAACCAAGUUACAAGUUUAUGAUUGGCGACUUGUGCCAUCUAUAUUUUAACGAGAUGAACUGUGAUGAUUUGUUGUUUUUUUUUUCUCAUUUAUUUAUGUAUUUUGUAUACAUUGUACAUAUCGUAUGAACGUAUAUUAUCAAAAAUUAGAUUCUAUCAAUUACAAAAAGCAUAACAAAAACACGUAUUAUACAAAAAAAUUUAAAAUAUUGAGCACAAAAUAAUAAUGUGAAUGUUAAUUAAAAUAAGAUUUUCUAUUAACAUUUUAAUACAACAAAGCUAAUUAUCAAACGUUUACAAAUUAGGACUUAUUGCAAAGUAUAGAAACAUACAAUAUUUUCCCCUUAUAUCAAAGGUUUUGUCACAGUCGAUGACAGGCUAAGGGGUCGGUAGUUUAUGUAAGAAGAUCUACUUGUUAAUUAUAUAGAUACAUUACAGUAAACAAAGCAUAAUCAAUACAGAGCUAAGUCACUAGAGAAAAUUGAACCUGAACAAGUUUUCUUGUCCUAAUCCCCAAUGCUUUUCUUAAUAUUCUAUAUAUUGAAGGGCGUGCAUCUUAAAAUAAGAUGAUUUUUUACACCUACUAGUGUAUGGAUGAAAAUGAACUCGUUAAAAGAUUUUUAACAAACAAAUGUUAAAUGCACACUUAUGUACACGUAAAUCCAACAGUGACUGUUACGCGAGUAUUAACGAGUGAUUGGUGCAAGAGAUGGCGAUACAGUUUUUUUGUUUUGUUUUCCUUUUUUGGUUUCUGUUGUCUUGUUUAAAUGUACUUGAGAUGAUGUAAACCAACUUUUAUUAUUUGUUUUUACUGUUACAGUAUACGUUUUGUAUAAUAAAAAAUGAUAGAGUAAGACUUUAUUUAUAAGUACUAUCUGGUUUUUUGGUGACCUAUUUCGGCUCAAUUUGUCAAUUUUUCAUCA
Messenger RNA from Magallana angulata, 2443 nucleotides. RefSeq names its product probable G-protein coupled receptor 139. Gene Ontology annotation, cellular component: membrane. NCBI's taxonomy places the organism in Eukaryota, Metazoa, Mollusca, Bivalvia, Ostreida, Ostreidae. The coding region runs from base 280 to 1542 and encodes 420 amino acids. The transcript is spliced from 2 exons. The record is from RefSeq and is a predicted model, not a curated record. Gene Ontology annotation, molecular function: G protein-coupled receptor activity. Gene Ontology annotation, biological process: G protein-coupled receptor signaling pathway.